GUUGUAAGGAAAUUAGAGUUCAGACAGAUCUAAGUGCUUGUCUAGAUCUUUCUAAGAAGUUGCAUGGCAUCUGGGAUUUGUCAAGUGACCAAAAGUUGAGAAAAAAUCUAAUAGCCAAGUUGUUUGUAGUUUGUUCCAUAGAUAUUGAUGUCCUAUUUGGGUUCAUUAAUAUGAGCUCACCUUCUAAAACAAUGGAACCAUUGGUAUUUAAGAGCUCUUUUAAUAAGGCUUUGUAGAGCUUUGUGCAUCCUGUUCUUAGUUCUGAAGCUAUAAAAGUAUAUUUUUUCUACCCUUCUUUGACUAAGAUCAGUAGUGGACUGUUGCAAUUGAAGGCUCUAUUUGAGUCAUUGUUUGAUCUCUGUAGUGUUGAAAAUGCAGUUAUUGCUUAUAGAUCGCUCCAUAUACUACAUGUCUUACUGAAGCAUCUUUUGACUUUUGAAAGGAAUCUUGAAGCAAGCAAGAAAAAGAUGGCAACAAGAGUACAGAGAUUAGGGAAGGAUCAUCGAAAUAAAAAAAAAACUAAAAUCCACGGCACCACCAGUUCUCACCAAGCUAAUUUUGUUGUCGUCUCCACCUUACCAUCCUUCCAUCAUUGACAAUUCACCUUGAAGUGGUUCAUUUCAUCUCCUAACCAAUCUCUUUUCUUUAAAUGGUAUUAAGAUCUUCAAUCCAAAUGGCUUGUAAGAAGAUCAGAGAGUACGAUUCCAAGAGACUUUUGAAAGAGCACCUCAAAUGCCUAGCUAAUAUUCAUCUCCAGAUUUGCUCUGCCUAGGUGACACAAUCCGUUGAUUUCACUCAGUUAGCAAACCAAGAACCAUGGUUUCCAUCCACCAGAUUGGUUGUCAAGCCAGAUAUGUUGUUUGGGAAAUGUGGAAAGAGUGGCUUGGUUGCUCUCAAGUUAGAUCUUGCUAAAGUUGUUGAAUUCGUCAAAGCACGCCUUGGCAUUGAAGUUGAGAUGGGUGGUUGCAAAGCUCCUAUAACCACCUUCAUUGUUGAACCUUUUGUCCCCCAUGAACAAGAGUAUUACCUUUCAAUAGUCUCUGAAAGGCUUGGCUCAACCAUUAGCUUUUCAAAAUGUGGAGGCAUCAAAAUUGAAGAGAAUUGGGAUAAGGUUAAGACCAUUUUCCUUUCAUUUGAGAAACCUAUGACCUUCGAGACGUGCGCAUCAUUGAUAGAUACAUUCCCUUUUGAAGUUCGAGGGAAUAUUGGUGACUUCAUCAUGGUUGUCUUUUCUGUCUUUCAAGAUCUUGAUUUUAGCUUUCUGGAGAUAAAUCCAUUUACGUUGGUGAAUGGAGAACCAUACCCACUGGAUAUGAGGGGAGAGUUGGAUGACACUACUGCAUUCAAGAACUUCAAUAAGUGGGGUAACAUAGAGUUUCAUCUACCUUUUGGAAGAGCCUUGAGCCCAACAGAAAGUUUCAUUCAUUCAUUGGAUGAAAAGAUGAGUGCAUCCCUGAAAUUCAUUAUUUUGAAUCCAAAAAGGCGUAUCUGGACAAUGGUUGUUGAAUGUGGCGCUAGUAUCAUAUAUGCUGACACUUUGAGCUACCAAGCCGAGCUGAGCCGCAUCCUCUAA
Messenger RNA from Durio zibethinus, 1573 nucleotides. The record is from RefSeq and is a predicted model, not a curated record. Lineage: Eukaryota; Viridiplantae; Streptophyta; Magnoliopsida; Malvales; Malvaceae.